AUGGACCAAAGCUUGGUUGACGGAACGGGGACCGUACCAUCCAUCGGGACUGCCGAUAUACCAACAUACUUGUGUUGGAAUCAAGAAAAACACCAGCACUGUGGAAAGGAUAUCCUUUUACAAAACACGGAAAGCGGUGCGACGCAGAAGAGAUACAUAGCUGCAGUGAUUGUUGUCAGCCGCAGCCACAGCCACACAACCUCCGUGUCUUUGUUUCAAACCAAAGGCGUUGUUGAUACCAAUCCUGCAUCGGUCGUCUCCCGACGGCAACACGCGCGUCUCGGGAAUAUUACGCGUGACAAAUCUAUAAUGGUCAAGGUGCGACGCAUACCAAUCCGCUCCCAUCGUGGCAUCGACGGUGAACGCGGAAAACAACGAGAACAAUUCCCACGGCAAUCACCCGACGCCCAGGAUUCCGCUCUGCGUACCUUACUAGGGUUGCACCGAAAGCCGGAAGAUUUAUCCUGCUACCCGCUUGUGGGUAGUACUGUUACUUGUUCGCGCGGAGAUAAUGACGAUGUUCCUUUUCCAACGGCGUGUGACGCAUUGCGGUUCCGUCUCGAAGCAUUGGCACUGUAUCAUCGUACCCCAUUGGAAAUUGCAAUGCCGGAACACGGAUCCCUGUCUUCGUCGACACAUCAUUGUAAGAGCACCGCCGGAACGGCACAGAGUACCGCACGAGUCCGUGCAAUCAUGGCCACGUGUCCACAAAACGACUGCGGCUUUUGUGUGGAAUCUCGGCCCAUUCGCCGACACCGUACCGAAUGCCAAGAAAUUGUCGAUUGGCAGCCGCACACGUGCUCCGGUCCUGGUACGAACAUCAUUACGACAAUUUUCUCCGACCGGAGUAGGCUGGCGGUCGAGGGCUCCGAUGGUGGUACAAUUACACUUUGGACGGACGUCGACUUUUGGUGUCGUAUUGUCCGUACUUGCCCCAUUUUAUCCGCCGAAUGUGGUCGGAACGGUGGUGUUUCCUUGGUACGACUGCAGGCAGUAUUCCAAAAACGUUACGGUAUGGUGCUGCCACCGUCCACCCGCGAAUUUCGUCAAACUUGGAGUCGCGUCCGCGAACAGCGUCAUCGUCACAGCAUCCAAAACCACGUCCACUCCAUAACUGUGAAACCAGCAGACCAACAGCAGCAACAGCCAGACCGGCCGUUAACCGGAACACCUACGCCAACUCCCACGAAAAUCACAACUGAAACCUCUUCUACGCCUUUGGCGUCCACAAGGUCCCAUUACCACCCCGCUCGGUCACACAAGCGCAAGCGUGUGGCCUCACCGGUGAGCGUUUUGGAAUCCUGGAUCUCCUCAACGACGACCCUAUCAAUACGGACACUGCCACCGAACAAGCUACGACGCCAAUGGCAUUCUUUCUCGUCCACAUUGCAGCGCGCCGUCUCACCGGGUGGUCUAUGGCAAGUAUUUGCCAAAUCGCCGGCCACCGCAUCAAAGGUAGCCGUUCCCGCAGCACAUGCUGGGGGCGGUCCAUCUAGCUCAGUUUCGAAGGAGACCCACACGCGAUCGAACCUUAAUACGAUGCCAGAGUCAAUGGGAGUGGCGCAGAAGCCGACGAGGCCUACUAAAGAGAACACUUCUACCUCCGAAAGUCACGGCAUGAUGGGAGCAGAAUUCCAACGAUCUCUCGAAAACAGCGCGGAGCUGGAUACAAAGGGUUCGGCUGAAAUCUCUAGCGACUCGACAACUCCAAAAGACUCACUCAAAAAUAGCCAACGUGAAAGUGGGGGAAAGAUGCGACGGACAAAUAGCCGUCGAAACAGUGAUCGAGUUGCCGGUGGGUCAUUGCGUAUUGCACAUGAAUUACCCUCGUCCACAAGCAGUACAUCAGGACGCUCCACCAAGGAUGUACCGGAGUAUGUCGACCUCGAAUCAGCACAUAUCAAUGAAGCGAAACUCACAUCAAAAAGUUGUUCUACGAAUGGACAAAAAGGAAGGACUCGGCAUACCGCGGCAGCUGGGCGUACCGCUCAUCUGCGAAAUAGCCACCGACGAUCCCGAUCGGAGCACUCUGGUGGAAAGACAAAGCACCAAUAUUCACCUGAAGAGGAUCAAGCCGUAGCUACUGGUGAUACUCAUCCUCGUCGAGUUAGCCUACGACGAACUGCUCGCACACGUCUAGAAGACUGUGUCCCUGUUUUAAAGAAUGUUUCAGAUACAAUUACGAUGGAUAGUCCGAUCAACGAAAUCUCCCAGCCAAAGCGUCGGCAUCGAACAAAACAGUGUAUUACUGUCCCACCAUUUUGCCACAAAACGCGUGUUGGGCAGUCGCUAACGAAACCGAAUGACACAGGUGAAGCGCUUACGAUACCAACGUUUGAAGAUGUUAAGUUGAUUCUGAUGAAGGCCGGAUAUACAUUCGCUUCGAAAUUUUUCGCUCGACCGACGAGCUGCGGCCGACAGCGAGUGUACGGCCUUGAAUGGUUCGAUAGCGAAAUGGCUUUCCGUAAGCACCUUUGUGCCUUCGGCGUGGGCGGGGAUUGUAAUAAAUGGGACAAAUGGGAAAAGGCACUGGUGGAGAGAUGGGUCCGGUAUGACAUUGUGGAUGUUAGCUGUUUUUCUCGAGAGUUGAACACAUACGACCUUAUCACACCCCACCGAGCAAUGCAGUUACUGUAUCGCCUUGGUUGUUGCUUGCGUUGCUUCAACCCUCAAGAUUUGUACGUUCUCCCUGAGGUGAAAAAGGGUCAGGAAAUACUUGGUAUAAAUUCAUUUUACAACGAAAAUGAUCUGUGCGUCCACCUGGCUCGUUUUGGAUUGCCUCGUUCUGAAAAAACAAAGCUGAUGGACAGCCGUGAUAUCUUGAGCUUACAGCUUUUUCUUUCGGAACCUGGUGAUCUACUCGACACUUUCGAGAGAAUGGAACAAGUUUCUGUGGACUACGCUACCGCCGCACACAGGAACGCAGCAUGCUUUGAUAGACAAAGUACUGGAGGAGUUCAACACGACGGAACUUCAUCCCUUCCCACUUCCAGUCGAAAAUACGCUUCUGUGCACCCGCAAAUCAAAGAAACAACGCCUUUCUAUGUUGUCCCAAUGAAAAAACGCACUACUGCUCUGGGUUCGUUGCUUUUCCGAGAAUAUGACGCACUCGUGGCAUUGAAGCAGUGCGAGGGUGUCAAUUUUGGUGAAAGCUGGCUUUCUGCAGUUGCCGCGAUUGAGACGAAGUGUGACGAGAUUGAGCAGCAUUACAAUUUCGAGUCCAUGAAGAAAGCUGUCAUUUCAGCAGAGUCCAAAGAGUGGCAAAAGUUUGAAAGAGAAAUGGGUGCUAAAGAAGACCAAGAACGAUAUGUGCGAAAGGAAGAUGAGGGGAUAGAAAACAGCGUCUUCGGUCGACGCAUGGUGUCCGGUCAAACGACAAAGGCAACUGAGCCCGAAAGCAUCUCGUUUCUUGGAAAGGCCGUUCAGCAGUCUAUGCUGUUUGAGAAAAGGCAGGAACGGUCACCUCGCAAACGUGCGGCGGGCUUUGUACUGCCCGGAGAGCGGAUAAACAGGACGGAUCAGCUUGUACCAGGCUUCCGCAAGCUGGAUCUAUACGAUACCUGCCUCACCUUCGACAAUGACAGCAAUGCCAAUUCGUGCAACUGCACAGGUCGGACGUUAAAAACUAUGGCAAGAAAAGAGGCUUCAUAUAUUGCUUUGCGUGAAAUCAAGGCUGCCAUAUCCUUUCUUAUUGACUAUGAUGACGCUCAGUCAAAAGUUUAG
Messenger RNA from Phaeodactylum tricornutum CCAP 1055/1, 3723 nucleotides. RefSeq lists its product with no specific name. The record is from RefSeq and is a predicted model, not a curated record. Lineage: Eukaryota; Bacillariophyta; Bacillariophyceae; Surirellales; Neidiaceae. Bases 1 to 3723 code for a protein of 1240 amino acids. The transcript has 3 exons.